AGGCGCCGAGCCAAGCCGCCCCCCAGGCCAGGCCCCCACACGACUGAGUUCUUCUGCAUUCCUCCCUCCGGCAGCCGAGAAUUAAUGACGGCCGUGGCGCUGCCCACGGGCGCCGCGGCGGCGAACGGCGACCGCUCCCCGUCCUCCUCCCCGCCGCCGGAGCUGGCCAUGUUGGCGCGCGCCGUGCAGCGGCUCGUGGCGCGGAACGACGCGGUGGCGGCGCCGGACGGCCGCGGGGGCGGAGGAGGAGGGCUGAGGGCGUUCGAGGCGGCCAGGGGCGCGCCGGCGCCGCGCAUCGGCGUCGCCGAGUACCUGGAGCGCGUGCACCGCUACGCGGGGCUCGACCCCGAGUGCUACGUCGUCGCGUACGCCUACGUCGACAUGGCCGCGCACCGCCGCCCCGCCGCCGCCGUCGCGUCCAGGAACGUCCACCGCCUCCUCCUCGCCUGCCUCCUCGUCGCCUCCAAGGUCCUUGACGACUUCCACCACAGCAACGCCUUCUUCGCGCGCGUGGGCGGCGUGAGCAACGCGGAGAUGAACAAGCUAGAGCUGGAGCUCCUCGACGUGCUCGACUUCGCCGUCGCCGUCGACCACCGCGCCUACGGCAGGUACCGCGAGCACCUGGAGAAGGAGAUGCGCAGGGACCACCACGGCCUGCCCAAGCCCGCCAUCAAGCCCCUGCCGCCGCUGGCGGAGGAGCAGCCGGCGGAAAGCGCCGACGGCGACGACCACGACCGGAAGCCGCUGCCGAACGGCGGCGUGCCGCCGGCGAGCACGGCGUCACUCCGGGAGCUGUGGGCCUUCGAGGCUUCGAUUACUAGAUAGCAGUAGCAGGUAGUAGCAACAAUGUGGGCAAGCUGCAGAGUUGUUUGCCGAUGUGCCAUACAUGUACGGAUCCUGAAUUGCAGGUGAUCGGAUGGAACGGUGCGAAGAUCACGCGUGAUCAUUUGAUGAAUUACAUGUGUUCAUCGAAA
This is a messenger RNA of Setaria italica (foxtail millet), 974 nucleotides long. RefSeq names its product cyclin-P1-1. Bases 85 to 825 code for a protein of 246 amino acids. Gene Ontology annotation, molecular function: protein kinase binding. Gene Ontology annotation, biological process: regulation of cyclin-dependent protein serine/threonine kinase activity. The transcript has 2 exons. Lineage: Eukaryota; Viridiplantae; Streptophyta; Magnoliopsida; Poales; Poaceae. The record is from RefSeq and is a predicted model, not a curated record.